Molecule: messenger RNA, 1602 nt
Organism: Nematolebias whitei (Rio pearlfish)
Lineage: Eukaryota; Metazoa; Chordata; Actinopteri; Cyprinodontiformes; Rivulidae
Product: ankyrin repeat domain-containing protein 34A
Exons: 1
Coding region: 1-1602 (533 amino acids)
Molecular function (GO): protein binding
Source: RefSeq, a predicted model, not a curated record
AUGGGAGAUGAAGGUCCCCUGCAAACAGAGGGGAAUGCUCUCCUCAAAGCUGUCUUCCAGGGAAAGCUGCGCCUCGCCCGUCUGCUGUUAGAGGGUGGUGCCUACAUCAAUGAGGGCAACGAGCGUGGGGAGACACCGAUCUCUGCCGCCUGCUUAGCAAGCUAUGAUGACCCACAGACCCGACAGAGGAUGGUCCGAUACCUGCUGGAGAAAGGAGCUGACCCAAACAUUCCAGACAAAUCCGGACGCACAGCACUGAUGCAUGCCUGUGCCAAGCAGGCAGGGAAAGAGUUGGUGUCACUCUUACUAGAAAACAAAGCUGAUCCGAGCCUCAAAGAUUACUCAGGUGCUUCUGCCCUCAUCCACGCCAUCAACACAGGAGACCGUGAGACUCUGCAGGUGCUCCUGGAUGCCUGCAAGGCCAGAGGUAAAGAGGUGAUCAUCAUCACCACUGACACAUCUCCAUUAGGCACCAAGAAGACCAAACAGUACCUGAACUCACCACCCUCCCCAGGAAUUGUGGAUAAACUUUCUCCUGCUUGCAUGUCACCUUCAGAAGUGGAGAUCGGAACCUCCUCUCCUGUAGUAACUAGGACUAAAGACCAGGAAGGGAUCUUCAACUUUGCACUCACAUCAACAUUACCUUUAUCUUCUGCUAGACCUCCGGUUGAGAAGAGGCCACUUCCACGGAAGCUGCUAAAGAGGUUGAAUUCAGAGCCCUGGGGCCUGGUGGCACCCUCAGUUCUGAGUGGAGUUCCUCAAGAUCAGUUGGACCAAGAUCUGGAGGAAGAAGUCAGCAAUGACCUGAGACGGGUGUCCACUGAAAUAAAUGGUCUGUCUAUCUCUGAACCAGUCAGACCUCUGUUGUUACGGAGACAUAGCAUUGAGACCCAUGACCCCUGUUCUCCCAAACCAAUCGACCGGUCCUGCUGUGAGGACUGUACAGGCUUGUCAGCUCCGUCCUGGGCUGACAAAGUUCAGCAGCACCAGAUCCUAUACCGGAGAAACACAGUUCCAGAGACACAGGAUAAUGCUGGGGUGUCUGGGGCAGUAGGGAUCCGAGUUCUGACUCACCCCAAACUCUUCCAGAUGGAGCACUAUGAGUCAGACACUCACCUCUCUCCAGAGUCCAUCCCUGGAUCUCCAGACUUGGGGCAAAUGUCUGUGGAGCGCAAAAGGUACAAUGCCUCCCCAUUGUCCUUGGUUACAAGCACCUCCAGGGAGUCUCUGGAAAACAUCCCCAACUCUGUUUCCCCCAUGACUAUGCGCCGACGUCCCCCAGGUCUUCUGGAGCGUCGUGGCUCCGGGACCCUGCUGCUGGACCACAUCUCCCACACCAGACCCGGCUUCUUGCCACCACUUAACAUCAAUCCACAAAGACCCAUCCCUGAUAUCCGAGCCAAUGGCAAGUCCACCUCCCCAGUUCACUCAGGACACAAGAUUCUGGUUCCUGUAGCCCCAACCUCACCCAAACGGGGUCCUGAGUUCAAGAUAAAGAAGAAGCUGAUGAGAAGACACUCAAUGCAGACAGAGCAGAUGAAGCAGCUCUCUGCUUUCCAGGAGAUCCUGGCCAAGAAGGUCUCUGAGUCCAAUGGGGACUGA